Fusarium falciforme is the source of this 1086-nucleotide messenger RNA. RefSeq names its product Fungal-trans domain-containing protein. Gene Ontology annotation, cellular component: chromatin. The transcript is spliced from 2 exons. The coding region runs from base 1 to 1086 and encodes 361 amino acids. NCBI's taxonomy places the organism in Eukaryota, Fungi, Ascomycota, Sordariomycetes, Hypocreales, Nectriaceae. The record is from RefSeq and is a predicted model, not a curated record. Gene Ontology annotation, biological process: regulation of transcription by RNA polymerase II. Gene Ontology annotation, molecular function: RNA polymerase II cis-regulatory region sequence-specific DNA binding; DNA-binding transcription factor activity, RNA polymerase II-specific.
AUGGCCAUUCAAAUGCCCGCUCCAACGGCCUCGCUGCACGACAAUGCUUCUCCGAUAGCCAAUGAUGACCCCUCCUCCGCGGGAAGAUUACCUGGCUCCGGCCUAAACGCAAAUGAUCCGGCUAGCUCUGGUGGCCUUGGGGCCGACGAAACAUCUUCUCUCACCGGUAACGAUCAUCUCGAGAGCGCCAUGACAGCUGUCGACAACAACAACGAUCUCCUCAAUGGCCUCCCAUGGUUGAUAAACGAUAUUGCCCCGUACAACAACCUCUUCUGGGUGACAGACUAUCCCGACCCUCUUUACCCGGACUUAGGUUACCUUCCUCCCACAGAUCUAGAACCUAGUCGUGGCGCCUUUCUGGCGCCAGAGUCGACCUCAUACUCAUACCACGACGUGCCGCUGCAAGACUCACAUGCCAGCAGAACGGAGGGCGCAGGAGAUCCCAUUCGUGCCCAAUCCUCACAGCGCAACCAGCGGCCUGAUCAGGAUUCCAGCGCUCAACUCCCCGUCUUGACUUUGGAGGAUAAAAAUGUUCUUCAUGCGCAACUCUUUGGCUAUCUCCGCCAGACGGCCCGAAGUUCCUUCCAGAAGGUUGCCGAUUUUUAUACAGAACAGAAUCAGUGCCCAGGUCCCUUUAUGGAUAAGCUCACUUUUCAAACUUUUCUUGAGCUAUACUUUGAGCAUUUCGCGGACCACUUUCCCUUCCUUCACACGACACUGCUGGAGGAUGACGACAUAUCAUGGGUCCUUCUCUUAGCAGUGGCUGUCGUGGGUGCUCAGUUUUCAGCUCUCAAGAACGCACCUCUGUUUGCCAACAUCCUCCAAGAUCUGCUAGACAAGGCAGUGAAGAUGCAUUGUCCCGAGAUCCCGUCGUCCACAGACUUGACGUGGGCACAAAUCAUACUGCUCCGGGAUAUCUGCAUGCUAUUCAAUGGUGGCAAGAAGCUUCAGGUGGCGCGACAGUAUGAGAAGAACAAGCUCAUCACGCUUUCUCGUGUGUUGAGAACCGACAAAUCAGAGCUGCUCCUCUCGAACUACGUUGGUCUUAGAACGAUAUCGCGCCUACUCGCGAUCGGCUUUACUUAA